Dothidotthia symphoricarpi CBS 119687 is the source of this 567-nucleotide messenger RNA. RefSeq lists its product as uncharacterized. NCBI's taxonomy places the organism in Eukaryota, Fungi, Ascomycota, Dothideomycetes, Pleosporales, Dothidotthiaceae. The coding region runs from base 153 to 539 and encodes 128 amino acids. The transcript has a single exon. The record is from RefSeq and is a predicted model, not a curated record.
UGAGCGGCGUUGAGCAGUGAGAGGCUGCAUCGGGCGAACCACGGCGGGGCUGGACGAUGAUGAGGGGUCAAGUGUACAAACGGGAAGUGAGUUGAAUUCAAUGUUGCUCCUAAAAGCUACAAGAUAGCACUGAUAACAUUCACAAAGACUACAUGCUACGCGAAUACUGCCCGGAAUCUACGCAGAAGAUUUGCACCCUAAUCUUAGCUGUGGUUGUCAAGCUUUCGCCCGAGUUCGUUGCAUCAUCGUUCCUGCUAUUUCGACUAACCGAGAGGCUUGGCACGGAAUCUACUGCAGGUACCAACCAAGAAAUCGUAGCAUCUGCCGGACCAGCCCACCCGGCUCGUCAGCCUCCCACACGAAUUUCCGGCCAUUUUUUUUCCACCAUGGGCUGCUCAUUUCCCCUCUCUUUAUCGAUUAUUGUUUUUGCCUCGCGUACAAGCAACACCCUGCUCACGUGUCUACCUGUUUGCGCCCCACACCCUCAUCUUGAAGUGGAAUACAUUGCAGAUGCAGCAGCAGCAGGUCACGUCCGGUGAAGAUAUAAUAAACAUGCAGAUAGCAGCA